AUGUUUAAUGCAUGGUUUGUAGCCAAUCAGAAUUUCAAAGAAGCGAGUUUACUGACGUACAUCGAGAUGCCUACCAAAUUUGUGUGGAAGAAGGACAUCCGUGAAUGGCAUCCAAGAAAGAAGGGUUCCUCAAUUGGUAGAAUAUUCUAUGUGCCUCCAGCUUCAGGGGAAAUAUAUUAUUUGAGGUGUCUAUUGAACAUAGUCCGUGGUCCAACAAGUUACAAAGAUAUUAGGACAGUUAACAGUGUUGAGUACUUAACCUUUAGAGAUGCGUGUUAUGCUCAUGGAUUGCUAGACGAUGAUAAAGAGUACAUUGAUGCUAUAAAUGAAGCAAGCUACUGGUCAAGUGCGCAUUCAUUGAGGAAGCUAUUUGUCGUUUUACUAACAUCAUCAUCAAUUAUUAGACCCGAAAAUGUUUGGAAUCAAGUGUGGGAACAUUUGUCUGAAGAUGCUCAACACUAUCAAAAGAGAGUAUUAAAACAACAAGAUUUGGUCUUAACAGCGGAAGAGAAAAAGAACUUUGCAUUAAUUGAACUGGAAAACCUGUUGGGUCAACAAAACAAGUCUUUAAAAGACUACCCCCCGAUGCCAACACCAAGUACUGAUAAUUCACGGUUGUUUCAAAAUCGAUUGGUUUUUGAAGAGUUGUCUUACGAUUCGGAACAGUUGAAGACAGAUUCUGAGGUCCUUUGUGCCAAACUAACUGAAGAACAGGGUCUCAUAUAUGAUACUGUUAUCGAAGAUAUUGAGAACAAGAAGGGUGGCUUAUUUUUUGUUUAUGGUUACGGUGGAACAGGAAAGACUUUCCUGUGGAGAGCUUUAUCAGCUGCAGUCAGAUGCAAAGGACAAAUCGUUUUAAAUGUCGCUUCAAGUGGCAUAGCUUCUUUGUUGUUACCAGGUGGACGGAUUGCACACUCAAGAUUUGCAAUACCUAUUGCAAUAAAUGAGGACUCUACCUGUAACAUUAAGCAAGGUAGCGACUUGGCUGAGUUGUUGAUCAAGACGAGCUUGAUAAUUUGGGAUGAAGCUCCCAUGAUGCACAAACAUUGCUUUGAAGCUUUAGAUAGAACCAUGCGGGAUUUGUUGCGUUUUGUAGACCCUAAUAGUGAAAUGAAGACGUUUGGUGGUAAAACAGUUGUCCUGGGUGGAGAUUUCCACCAAAUUCUUCCAGUAGUUCCCAAAGGUACACGGCAAGACAUUGUUUUUUCAGCAAUCAAUUCAUCAUACCUAUGGGAUAGUUGCAAAGUGUUAAGGUUGACUAAAAACCUCAGGCUCAGCUCGGUACCAAAUGGUGGAAACCGACAGGCGUUACAAGAGUUUGCUGACUGGAUUGCCAAUAUCGGCGAUGGGAAGCUUGGUGGCCGGAAUAACGGGUUUGCAGAUGUUGAAAUACCAAUGCACAUGUUAGUGUCAUCCGGGGGGGACGACAUUAAAGCAAUUGUGCACAGUACAUUUCCUAUGUUUGCAAGUGGAAACACUGACCCCGAGCACCUGUUGGGUCGUGCCAUAUUAGCACCAACGCUCGACGUUGUCAACGCUGUUAAUGACUAUAUGACUGAGUUGCACAAUGCCGAAAGUAGGUCAUACUAUAGUUCAGACGCAGUAUGCAAAGCAGAUGGCGAUAACGGUAUAUUUGGAGAUGUACACACACCGGAGUUUCUAAAUAGCAUUCGGGUUUCAGGUCUACCAAAUCAUACACUGACUUUGAAAAUGGGAUCACCAGUAAUGUUAAUGAGAAAUAUUGACCAUUCUCUUGGUUUUUGCAAUGGAACUCGGUUGAUAAUCACAAAGCUAGCAGAUCAUGUGAUUGAAGGCGAGAUUCUGACUGGUCCCAACAAAGGUACAAAAGUGUUAAUCCCCCGAAUGUCAAUGGCACCCUCGGAUCCAAGAUUGCCGUUCAAGUUUUAA
This is a messenger RNA of Ipomoea nil (Japanese morning glory), 1908 nucleotides long. RefSeq lists its product as uncharacterized. Gene Ontology annotation, biological process: DNA repair; telomere maintenance. The transcript has 2 exons. The record is from RefSeq and is a predicted model, not a curated record. Bases 1 to 1908 code for a protein of 635 amino acids. NCBI's taxonomy places the organism in Eukaryota, Viridiplantae, Streptophyta, Magnoliopsida, Solanales, Convolvulaceae. Gene Ontology annotation, molecular function: DNA helicase activity.